Messenger RNA from Argiope bruennichi, 649 nucleotides. Its product is annotated as adult-specific rigid cuticular protein 15.7-like. Gene Ontology annotation, cellular component: chitin-based extracellular matrix. Gene Ontology annotation, molecular function: structural constituent of chitin-based larval cuticle. The coding region runs from base 44 to 565 and encodes 173 amino acids. The transcript is spliced from 3 exons. The record is from RefSeq and is a predicted model, not a curated record. Lineage: Eukaryota; Metazoa; Arthropoda; Arachnida; Araneae; Araneidae.
UUUAAGUCAGUACAACAAGAGUGAAAACACAACUGUUCUAAUCAUGUUUGCUAAAGUCGUUUUCUUCUGCGCAGCCCUUGUGGCAGCUCACGCCUCCCUCCUCGCUGCACCCAUCAUCAGCACCGGAAUCAGCAACAGAGCUCAGACUCAGGAUGCUUUCGGCAAUUACGCUUUCAGCUAUGGCAUUAAAGACGGACUCGGUGCUACCAACUCUCGUGCUGAAGUAGGCGAUGCUCUCGGAAACAAGAAGGGAUCUUACACCCUUGCUGACAUCGACGGAAGGGCCCGACGAGUAGACUACGUCGCUGAUGGUCUUGGAUUCCGAGCCAGCGUCAAGACCAACGAACCAGGAACCGCUGCCAGCGCUCCAGCAGCCGCCCUCAUCGCCAGUCCCUAUGCUGGACCCGUCGCUCCUGUCAUCAACCAUGUGGCCCCUGCUGCUGCCAUUGCCGCCCCUGCAAUCGCUGCACCCCUUGCUCUCGGUGGAAUCAUUGGAGCCGGGCCUCUUGGUCUUGGGCAUGGAGCAGGCCUUUUGGGACUCGGACUCGGCAAAGUUCUGAUCUAAACUGCGUAUUUUAAAUUUGUUGUAAUUAAAAGUAUUGAGUAAUUGUAGCAUGGAUUUUGUGAAAUAAAUUUAUUUUAAUCAGAA